Molecule: messenger RNA, 1794 nt
Organism: Endocarpon pusillum Z07020
Lineage: Eukaryota; Fungi; Ascomycota; Eurotiomycetes; Verrucariales; Verrucariaceae
Exons: 1
Coding region: 1-1794 (597 amino acids)
Biological process (GO): nuclear pore organization; spindle pole body localization
Cellular component (GO): spindle pole body; nuclear pore transmembrane ring
Molecular function (GO): spindle pole body-nuclear membrane anchor activity
Source: RefSeq, a predicted model, not a curated record
AUGAAGGGAGAUAUGAGCACACCUGACAGACUCAACGAGCGACCCAUCUAUCUGAGAAGCGUCUUUCUCAUGCUGGCUCUUUGUCAAACGGCAAUCCACGUAUACAGCGACUACUCCUCAGUGCAUAUCCCAGUCUCCGCCCCGGCAAAGACCCCGGAACCAGACAGCCGCACUCACAAGCUUCCGCCGAUCAGUAUGCGGGUUCAGAACGCUAUACCAAGAAUUACACAACGAUGCGCAGCAGUCUGCGUUCUGGUUGCUCUGUUCGGCCCCUUCAUCUACGCCUUGUUCCUUAGACAGACCUUUUGGUCGUGGCACCUCAGAUUUGCGAAGCUUAUCUAUAGCCUUCCAAGAUCCGACGCCAGACCAACCGGUUAUCCACCAAGCAAGCCAAAGUUCAUGCUUCGAUCGUUUGGCGUAGGGUUCUUGUUGAUGCUCACCUGGGAGACAACAUCGUUCUUCUUUUCGACAUUUUUAGCUCAAGAACCACUAAAGAAAGACCAGCCAUUGAGUACUGGUAGCAAGGACCCCAACGGAACGUUGAUCACUGGCCUAAAAGCGACAAGAAAUUUGGUGAAGACAUUUGCAUUCUGGGAAUUGGUGCUUCUAGCUCAGAAGAACCCGGAGAGGCGAAAAGUUAUUUUCGCGGACAUUGGUCGGGAAGGCGGGCCGGCGUGGACACAGAUGCUCAGUGCAGCUCUCAAUGUUGUUCAGGGGAUCAAUUCUCGCAUAGAGGCUGCCACCACUAAGCCCAGACCGAAAGAUGAAGCACCCAAUCCGGAUACCAUGGAGAUAGACUCGCUACCAUGUAUAGCACCACCCAUCAAGGAGAGGCCCAUCUUCGCCAGUUCUCCCCCGCCUCAAACCAGGACUGAGGAGAUUGAAUCCUACAUCGAUUGGGGCGCCAAGCGGAUCGGCCAGUCCAAAAACCCUUACGAACCACCCAUUUCAAAGUGGAAAGGACUCCUCAAAUAUGUGACCCCAGCCGGCAUCCCUCCCGAAAACUUAAACUUGCGGGCUCUUUUCAGAUGGUUCUCGUCUCUACUCCAGAACAGCCCUAUCGGCUGGUUCUUCCUCACAACCUUCGCGCGAAAAGUGAACACGACCAUCCUUGGCUGCCCCCACUCCAACGCCGCUGUGAUCAUCGACGCCAUCGAAGCCACCACCCGCAUGCUCGUAGCCAGCCUCUCCGAAGAUACAUAUGGAAAAGUCAUCUCCGGUGUGCCUACCACAGUCCGCACAUUCACCGCCACCGUCAACGCCAUCGAGUCGUUCGUGCAGGAUCAUGUGAAAGAGGAGGCUGGGCCGGAUGAGGAUAUCGAGGAGGUGGAGAUUGUGCUGGCGAGGUUGAAGACUGGCUUGGCGGAGCUGUUGUCGGCCUUUCAGCUGUAUUUGACGGAUCAGGGUUUGAGUGCUGUGGAGCACAGAGCUGCGCAGAAUGCGUGUGCCAAGGGGAGGCUUUUGCCAGAACGGGAAGAGAGGAGAAAGGAGCAGAACAGACAGGUGGCGGAGAUGGAGAAGGCGAGGCAGCGGGAGCGGGAGCGGGAGCUGGAGGCGGAGGCGGAGGCGCAGCAGAAGGGUGACGAUGGGAGGAGAAAUGAUCACAAAAAGGAUGGCGGAGCUGAAAAGGGAAAAGACAGGGCUGCCAAAAAAGACAAGGACAAGGCAAAGCAAAAUGCUGAAAGACGGCCGCAGAAGAGGCUGGAGCCACAGGAUCCGGCGCGGAAGAAACUCUUCCAGAACACGGUGCCGAAGAGUAUGGGAAGAAAUAGGGAGAUGGAGAUGGUGAGGUAG